AACACUAACCCCAAAUGAUUGGCCAGAACAGAAAAGGACUUGCCCCUGUAUUAACCACGUGACAUUGAGACAGACGUUCCAAAGUUAAAAACAGACUUUGUUUAUUUUCUAGGUUGCUGCGGAAAGGUCCACGGAUUAUUUUCUAUUUGCGCAUCGGUUCCCCCCCAUGCUCUUGUCAGAUUUAUUCUGAAAGGAGUAGUAGAUAUAUAUUAAUUUCAUUUUAAAAAGUGUCGAAUUGAUUUGACAUUCAUUUUUCUACGGCAUUUCAUAUGUGUUGGGUAUUAUAGCUGACGUUAUAUAGCACGAGCAAGCAAGCUGCUAGAGGGCCAAACGGUGUGGAUCGCUAUCAAACGGUAAACAACCAGUUCAAGAGAGCGCCAUGGCGACCGAAGUGGAGACAUGGACCACCGUUCAAAAGCACGAUGGGGUGUUAUCCUUUGACGAUGAUGUGGAUAUGGACCAUCCCUAUUGCGAUGAGGACGAGGCGGCGCUCGAGGCGGAGGUGAACGGCAACUGGACGCCACAGGAGAAGGCGCUCCACGAGGCGCGGCUGAAGGCCAAGGCCAAGCGGCGUGUGCGCAAGUCGUCAUCCCGCAGCGAGUCGCUCUCAGAGUCGCUGUCGGGUGAAUUGGCCGAUGGCGAUUCCCACAGCCCCAAGGGCAAAGUCCCCGUCCCCAACGACCGCAAGUCCAGGACAGGCAAGGGCCGGGGCCUGCCUAAGAAAGGUGGCGCAGGGGGUAAAGGUGUAUGGGGAGCAGCAGGUAUGGUGUACGAGGUAGAGGAACCAGAUGUCAAGGACCCCAACUACGACGAGAUUGCACAGGGAGACACCGUGUAUGCCACUGUUGUUCCAGAGCUGGACGAGAGGGAACUGGAGAAGACCGUCAACCCCAUCGUACAGGAGUACUUUGAGCACGGGGACACAAAAGAAGUCCAAAUGCUGCUGAGGGAGCUGAACCUGGGCCACCACAAGUACGAGUUCUCCAGCCUGGCUGUGUCUCUGUCUUUGGAGGGCAAGGCCAGCCACCGGGAGCUCACCUCCAGGCUGCUCCGUGACCUGGUCGGCAAGGAGCUCUCGGAGUCCGACAUGGCACGCGCCUUCGACAAGAUCCUCAAAGAGCUGCCCGACCUUAUGCUGGACACGCCAGAGGCUCCACAGAUGCUGGGACAGUUUAUUGCCCGAGCCAUCGCCGACCACGCUCUACCUAUGGCAUUCCUGGACCGCUACAAAGGCAAGGUGGACUGUGACCACGCUAGAGCUGCGUUGGACCGCGCGGCGGUGCUCCUCUCCAUGAAGAGGGAGAUGGUGCGGCUAGACAACGUGUGGGGUGUGGGAGGCGGCCUCAGACCUGUCAAACACCUCGUCAAAGAGAUGAACUUGCUGCUGAAGGAGUACCUUGUAUCGGGAGAGGUGAAGGAGGCGGAACGCUGUCUGCGUGACCUAGAAGUCCCUCACUUCCACCACGAGCUUGUCUAUGAGGCUGUUGUCAUGGUGCUGGAGUCCAAGGGGGACACGGCCGUCAAGAUGAUGUGUAAGCUCCUCCAGGCCUUCUGGAAGAUUGGCCUCGUCACAGUGGACCAGAUGAACCGGGGCUUCCAGCGUGUGUACGACGAGCUGCCAGAGAUCAACCUGGACGUGCCCCACGCCCACUCCAUCAUGGAGUCCUUUACGGACCUCUGCUACCAGGAGUCUGUUAUCACCAAACAGUUGAGAGACUCCUGUCCCUCCAGGGGGCGGAAGCGGUUUGUGAGUGAGGGAGACGGGGGCCUGAUCAAGAACUAGUGUGGAGGAGGGUGUGCUCGGCAUCCCUCUGCCCCUCAAGCCGCAGGCCUGAGGCUGGGCAGGCUCGCGGUCAGACUCCCCUGCUUUAUCUCCAGCCCUUCGUUAUCACCACCCACACACCAACGCUGACAUCAGGUGAAGGAGGACCGAGGAGACGGGCAAUCUUUUACUUUAUUUUUUUUACUUUUUCGGUCAUUUUUGUGUAAGAUUUUAUUUUUAAUUCUGGGUUUGGUGAUCAUUCUUUUCAGUCUGUUCUUUGAGUGAGUCAAGGCCCUGGAUAAGGGGGGGGGGGGGGGUCAAAUGGAGUCACUUAAGCUGGGGUUAAGGGUCAAUGGAAAGUGGAAAAGGGAUUAUGUAUUGUCUUGUGCUGGGCACGGGUUAUUUGGGCUUUUUUUGUUUGUUGCUAUACCGGUGACUCUCUAAUUUUCUUUUCGCUUUGCAUGUAUAACGCUCAUAAAAAUGAAUAAAAAAAACAAAGACGACUCGUCAUCAGCAUACUGCAUCGCAAGCUCUUUAUGAAUUGAAUCGCUCUUUGGAAUGACAUGGACCUCUGCAUUUGUUUGCCCAAACGUUUCUGUAAUUACACAAAGACAAAGUUUAUAUGGUUUUUAAUUUUUGAUGGUGAUUUUGCUCAGUCAGUUGGGUUAUUUAUCUGUCCACUCCACAGGCAGGGUUCUUAAACUGUUUUCAGCACAGCAGCAGUCACAAAAGCCUGUCGGGUUUAUAACUAGAGCCCAGAUCAGGACCUUCCUGCCUUCCCCUUAGUGGAAGGCCUCUCCCUUCUAGUACACUAAUUGAGUGUCAGAAUGGGAGGGUUAGCGUCUUUAAAUAUACAGUACAAAUACGCGGGGUCUCUAGAACCCCUCUUCCUUUCGCUGAGCUGUUGACAGAAACUGGAACACCCUGGAGGCUUUUGUGUCUGUAUUGUGAUGUUUAAUUCUCAUACUCCAACUGUUACAUGUCAUCUAGUGGAACCUGUACAAUCUGUUUUAGGCAGACCUGGGUUUAAAAAGGUUUAUCAAAUACUUUGUGCUUUAUUAGACUUGUCUGGCACAAUGAAACCAAUGAAUUAAGUCUCCCUACCUUUUCAGGCACUCCAGGCAGGCUACAUCAAAUGCUCAACGAGUAAUUGAAAAUACAUUUGAACCCAUGUCUGGCCCUAGGAGUGCGUGAAGGAAACAAGUCUUAUCGCUGAGCUAGGGUCUCGUAUGAGAAUGCAAUGGAUUUUUCCUGCCUUUGUUGACCAAUAUGUAAAGUAAUAAGCUCAAUCGAAAUGUGAGGGUUCUGGAUGGGGUUAACAGAUUUUUUUUUUUAUGUAACAAAACUAGUGAGGUUGAGUGUCAUCACCCCUGUUUUGUUUACAUAAACUGGUUUGGGAAUGGCUUUAAGAAUGAGCUAGAAGUGAGUGGUCAUCGCCACCUAGGGCUGAGAGGAGGCGCCUGACGUCAGCGUUUACUCCUAGUCAUCAGCUCUGAACCACCUGUUCCUGAUUGCCAUUAUCCAUUUCACUUAUUUUACAGUGUUUUGUUUUGAAAAGUUCAUAGCAGAUACAGUUGUUACAUAUACAAUCACACCCAACUACAGUUUAUGGAUUUCAAUGCAUUUGUGAAUGCAUUUCAAAAAGAAAAUGUGGGUUUUUACACACAAGCCCCACAGAGCCAUCAUUAUUACUUUAAACUGUUUCCAACUCCUUUCCUCAUGCAGUUCAUUAUACAAUCAUUUCAAUAAAAUUCCAUAUUUCUCUUCA
Oncorhynchus kisutch (coho salmon) is the source of this 3530-nucleotide messenger RNA. RefSeq names its product programmed cell death protein 4. The record is from RefSeq and is a predicted model, not a curated record. Gene Ontology annotation, cellular component: cytosol; nucleus. Gene Ontology annotation, biological process: negative regulation of DNA-templated transcription. The transcript has 12 exons. NCBI's taxonomy places the organism in Eukaryota, Metazoa, Chordata, Actinopteri, Salmoniformes, Salmonidae. Bases 380 to 1783 code for a protein of 467 amino acids.